UUUUUCCAGGUUCAAUGACUCGUAACCGACAACGAACUCAUCACAACAUUAACAUCAAACAAAAUAGUAUUUCUACCAGCUUUCAUCGUCAACAAUUACUAGACAGUCAAUACUCUUUAAAUGAAGAAUCUAAAUAUUUUGAGGCAGAAUUAAAUGGAUAUUUGCUUCCUUUUUUGCAUAUUGAAGGAAUUAAUGAAUUUUCUUUCCCCUUCCCACUACAAAAAAUUAAUUCUUUUUUCCUUCAACAAUUAAUAUUAAGCAGAUUAAUUAUUCUUUUGUUUCAAUGUACAAUUAAUUUUGUGAUGAGGGAUAGUCCAACAGAUGCUUUUAAAGGAAUUAAUCGACCUGAAAAUAAUGAAGGUUCUUCUUUUGAUCUUUUUAUUUAUUCAAUUUUGGGUGGUUUAACAACUUGGGAUGCUCGACAUUUUUUACACAUUGCCGAAUUUGGAUAUAUUUGGGAAAGCAGUUUAGCGUUUUUUCCUCUUUUUCCAAUGACUCUUAAAAUUCUUGGAGGUUUUUUAAAUUUAUUUAUUGGAAAUUGGGUUUCUCUUUUUUCUUCAAUGCUUAUCGCUGGAACUUUGUUAAAUAAUGCACUUUUUGUAAUUAAUGGAAUGCUUAUAUUUCGUCUAACUUUAUUUUUGAAUGGAGGAAAUAUUAAAGAAUCUAUUUUGGCCGUCUAUCUUCAUUGCUGGUAUUUUUUUUAAAUUUUUUUGGGGGUGUCUCCAACAGUUCUGAUUCUCUGCCCGACGAUAAUUUUUAGGCGUUUCCCCAACCUUGAAGUCCGACAACUCUUUCUCCGACCCCCAAUUUCCUGAAA
Molecule: messenger RNA, 817 nt
Organism: Meloidogyne enterolobii
Lineage: Eukaryota; Metazoa; Nematoda; Chromadorea; Rhabditida; Meloidogynidae
Source: the annotation of a GenBank genome assembly